AUGGAUUCCUGGGAUCCCAAGGAGCGGGUCAACUUCAAGCCGGACAAGUGGCAGAGGGACCUCCUUGACAUCGUGGACAGCAACGAGUCAGCUCUGGUUGUUGCGCCCACUGCCAGCGGCAAAACCUUCAUUGGCUACUACGUCAUGGAUCAGGUCCUCAGAGAGGAUCACGAGGGUGUUGCUGUCUACGUGGCUCCCUCGAAGGCUCUUGUGAAUCAGGUGAGCGCGGAAAUCUAUGCACGCUUCGGCAGUAAGAUUUAUCCGGCUCACUCCAAGUCAGAGCUGUUGGGUGUCUUUCUCAAGGAGUACAACUCAGCUGGAGGCGUCAUGGAGGCUGGCAAGUGGAAAAACUGCCAGGUGCUCGUCACAAUUCCUCAUAUCCUGGAGAUGCUCUUGCUCUCGGCAGAGAACCAGGACUGGGUGGCUCGACUGCGGUACGUUGUCUUCGACGAGGUGCACUGCAUCGGGGAGCAAGAAGGAGGCGUUCAGUGGGAGCACUGCAUGCAGUUGAUUCCGUGCCCCUUCAUCGCCCUCAGCGCGACGGUGUCAGACCCGAGCUUCUUCCACAACUGGCUGAGCCGAGUCAAUGAGUUGAAGAAGAUCUCCAAGGUGAACAUCGUGGAGCACCGCGAGCGCUGGAAUGAUCUCUACAAGUACGUGUGGCACAAGGGGGAGCUUAGGCCGCUACACCCCUUCUGCUGCCUCGUGGAGAGCUCCCUGCGCCGAAAUGGUAUGUCCUCGGACAUGAGCCUCGUGCCAAGGGAAAUGGUGCAGCUGUACCAGGAGGUUCGGGCCAUCAUCGGCAAGAACGAUAAAUGGGACAGGUUGUCUCCUGGGGUGUAUUUCGCAGGGCAGUCGUUUGUCACGAAAAUCGAUGCAAGAGAGUAUGAGAAAGAACUGAAGGAGACUUUCUUGCAGCUUCUUCACGCCGACGUCCUGGGAGAUGAGGGCUUCUCGAAGCUGACCAUGGCCCUCCAGCAGCCACCGUCGCUUCAGAGCUUCAAGCCUCCUCCGCGCACGGAGGGCGAGAACGAGGCUGACCUCACCAAGCUGGUCAAGGAGACCUCGUACCUGCAGGCUGCGACCUUGUUCAAGCUUUGCAAAGACCUUGAUCAAAAAGACAUCAUGCCGGCCAUCAUCUUCAAUUUCUCCAGGAAAGAGAUCGAGCGAAUGCUCAAGAAGCUCGUGGAGGAGUUGGAAAGGCUCCAAUACAACAAGUAUUGGGGGGAUGAGGAGUCCAAGAUUCGAACCAGAAAAAUCAACGACAAGCGCAGAGCAGACUACGAGGAGAAGAAGAAAGCCUACGACCAGGCUCAGAAGAUGCGAGCCAGUGCCAAGCAGGAAGGAGCGGCCGCUCGAAAGUCUGGAGAGAUAGAAGGUCGUGGAGGAAACAAGGCCGAAGCCGUGGACAUCUCAGAGGAUCUCAUGCUGCAAGAGCCCAAAGAGCCGAAGGAUAUCUCCGAAGAGAUUGAUCCAGAGUUUACCUUUCACUCGGCGAGAGCCCUUGGCGUUUGGCAGGAGGAUAUCGAUGAAGUCUUGGAGGAGGCCAAGAAGAAGGGCCGCGCUGAGAAUUGGAUGAUCGAGGGUCUCAGGAGAGGAAUCGGCAUGCACCACGAGGGCCUGAAGAAGCCCUACCGGGAUGCCGUCGAAGUUCUUUUCCGCCGCGGGUACCUGCGGGUGGUCUUUGCCACUGGCACUUUGGCAUUGGGCAUCAACAUGCCGUGUCGGUCGACCAUCUUCUGCGGAGACUCACUGGAAAGCUUAGAAACACCCUCUCCGAAGGAAGGAGAAGUAUUGGUGAAGGUUCGUGCUUGUGGGGUCUGCCACACCGAUCUUCAUUGUAUCAAGGGUGAGGUUCCCUUUCCUGCUCCAGCUGUCUUUGGGCAUGAGAUCAGCGGAACGAUACUCGGACAUGGUUCCGGUGUUGACAAGAGCCGGUUGCCACUUGGAGGUAAAGUGGCUUGCACCUUCAUAAUGCCUUGUGGCUCCUGCUUCCACUGCCAGCGAGGGGAGGAGGACACCUGUGCGCCCUUCUUUGCCUUGAACAGGCUGAAGGGCCAGCUCUAUGAUGGCAGCACCCGUUUGUAUCAAGAAGGCCAUCCUGUGGCCAUGUAUUCUUUUGCAGGCUUGGCUGAGUAUGCCGUGGUACCACAGACUGCAGCCUUCUUGCUGCCACCUGUCUUGGCAGAGAAAGCCUUUUCGGAGUCGGCGUUGCUCGGCUGUGCAUUCUUUACCGCGCUGGGGGCCAUCCGCAAUGCCGCGGACCUGCGCAGCGGCCAGUCCACGGUCAUCGUGGGUGCCGGUGGAGUUGGCCAGGGCAUCGUGCAGCUGGCAAAGCACUUGGGAGCCUCUCCGGUCAUUGCGGUUGACAUAAGCGAUGAAGCGCUGAGCUUGGCGAGAAACCUGGGCGCGGAUCAUUGCAUCAACGCGCGGAAGGAGGAUGUCAUUGAGCGAAUUGCUGAGCUCACGGAUGGACACAGAGCCGACGUGUGCAUUGAAGUAAUUGGAUCCAAAGCGACCUUCGAGCAGGCCAUCAUGGCGGUGCGCGAUGGUGGCCGCGCUUGCUAUGUGGGCAUCGCGUCCCCACGAGUGCGAGCCGAAGUUCCAAUCACGCAUGUCGUGCGACGCCGGAUCAGCUUGGUCGGCUCAUAUGGUGCACGCGCCUCCAAAGACAUGCCGGAACUCUUAGACAUUGCUGCGCAGGGCGGCGUGGACUUGAAAUCUGCGGUGACUCGUCGCUUCUCCUUGGAUGAGGCAUCCGAGGCAUAUGGCCUGCUGAAUGAGGGCAAGAUUGCUGGACAUCCAGAAAUGUCCUUGAAGGAGCUCACCGGCCUGAUGUUCAGGCAGAUGAGCGGCCGUGCCGGGAGGCGAGGCUUCGACCUGCUUGGCCAGGUGAUCUUCCUGGACAAGCCGUUUACAAAGAUCCAGCGACUCAUCACCUCGGAUCUGUCGAGCUUGGCUGGUGAGUUCACGCUCUCGCCAACCAUUCUGUUGAGGGCGCUGCACGAGUAUGAGAGGAUGCUGGAGCUGAAGGAGGAAGGCUCUUUGGGCAGAAGUCUUGAAGACAUCACGCAGUGCCUGGCACCUGUGUUUGAGAUGCCCUUCUUCCAGAGCAAGACAGCAGAGCUGAAGACCCAAGUGGCCUUCCACACGCGAUUCACCCUCGAGCUUCUGUACAGAGAAGGGCACAUCGCAAGGGACGGCACGACGAGGAAUUUGGCAAAUCUCUGCACGCACCUCUUCGAGGCCGAGCCGGCCAACCUGGUCCUCUGCAGGCUUCUGUGCAGCGGAGUCCUGCACGAGUACCUGACUGAGGAGGCUCCGAAAAUGAUGAAGGGUGACCGGCGGACACAUCUGUCUGUGAAGCUGGUAUCUGUGUUGGGCUGGAUCUUCUUUCGACGAAGGCUGCCGACAACCAUUCCGAAGGAGCGGCUUCCGCGAAAGAAGCAUUUGCCCUCGGAGGGAUGUCCGCGGCUGCCUCCAUUGCCAUCGAGGAUAAAGAAGGAGAUUCAGAGAUACAACAGCCAGCUCUUUGAGGUCUUCCAGGAGUUCGCCUGGACAGUGGCCAUGACCAGGAAGCACGGUGAGAUCGACUUGACACUUCCAGCAAGUGGCAGGUCUUUCCCCGUGGGCCUGGAUGAGCGGGGGGAACCCUUUGACAAGAAGAGCGGCCUGGGAAAUGCCCUUUUCAAGCAGGUCGUGAAGUACAAAGCGCGUUCACCCUUCUCAGCCCUGUCCGGUGCCGGUGACUUCUUCCUGACACCCUCGGACUUGUCCAAGAAUUGCAGGAAUGUCCUGCACUUGGAUUUGAAUGCCAUCCCGACGGUGGCCUGCCCGCCCACCGGUGCGGACGCCAAUCGGGAGCUUGAGGCUACGAAUAGCUGGAUCCUGGACUACAUGAUCCACGGGCAGCGGAAGUAUCUUUGGGAGGACAACGGCAUCAAUGCCACACGUGCAUGGAAGCUGAUUGACGAGUUCGUGCAAACUCUCAAGAAGGCGGUGAAAGCACUGAAGGCUUUUGCCCCUGCGGAUGACAUCGUGCUGACCACCUUGUCGCAACUUGCAAAGGAAAUGGAAGCCUUCCACAAGAAGGCAUAG
Symbiodinium natans is the source of this 4098-nucleotide messenger RNA. The record is from the annotation of a GenBank genome assembly. Lineage: Eukaryota; Dinophyceae; Suessiales; Symbiodiniaceae.